AUGGCGUCUGCAGGAACAGCUCAGCGCGAAGGCGGGGCGCCCCUGCGGCUGCAGAGCAGCACAGGUGCAGCUGCUCGGCGGGGCGCGGGCCCCACACGCGUGCGGGCGCGCUGGGGUUGCCACAUCUCUUGCACACGCGCGUGUGCGCUGCGCUCCUGCGGCCUCGGAGCCCAGCGGUGCACAGAGACGCGCCGUUCCUCCCAGACCGUGCGUGGCUUUGGGGUUCCCGUCACCGUCACCGAGAGAAGCCAGCCCGCCGCGUCCACUGCGGGCGUGAUCGCGCAGACAGGUCGCGCCGGAGGGGCAGGGGCCCGGCGCCGCCCACCGACGCGUCCUCCCAGCUUCCCGCGCCGCGCCCUUACCCCCCGUGACACUGCCCUUACCCCGCGACACCGCCCUUACCCCCGUGACACCGCCCUUACCCCCGCGACACCGCCCUUACCCCGUGACACCGCCCUUACCCCCGCCACACCGCCCUUACCCCGGGACACCGCCCUUACCCCGCGACACCGCCCUUACCCCGGGACACCGCCCUUACCCCGCGACACCGCCCUUACCCCGGGACACCGCCCUUACCCCGCGACACCGCCCUUACCCCGCGACACCGCCCUUACCCCCGCCACACCGCCCUUACCCCGGGACACCGCCCUUACCCCCGCCACACCGCCCUUACCCCGGGACACCGCCCUUACCCCCGCGACACCGCCCUUACCCCGGGACACCGCCCUUACCCCCGCCACACCGCCCUUACCCCGCGACACCGCCCUUACCCCGGGACACCGCCCUUACCCCGGGACACCGCCCUUACCCCGGGACACCGCCCUUACCCCGCGACACCGCCCUUACCCCGGGACACCGCCCUUACCCCGCGACACCGCCCUUACCCCGGGACACCGCCCUUACCCCCGCCACACCGCCCUUACCCCGCGACACCGCCCUUACCCCGCGACACCGCCCUUACCCCGGGACACCGCCCUUACCCCGGGACACCGCCCUUACCCCGGGACACCGCCCUUACCCCCGCCACACCGCCCUUACCCCGGGACACCGCCCUUACCCCGGGACACCGCCCUUACCCCGCGACACCGCCCUUACCCCGGGACACCGCCCUUACCCCGCGACACCGCCCUUACCCCGGGACACCGCCCUUACCCCCGCCACACCGCCCUUACCCCGGGACACCGCCCUUACCCCGCGACACCGCCCUUACCCCGGGACACCGCCCUUACCCCGCGACACCGCCCUUACCCCGGGACACCGCCCUUACCCCCGCCACACCGCCCUUACCCCGCGACACCGCCCUUACCCCCGCCACACCGCCCUUACCCCGCGACACCGCCCUUACCCCGGGACACCGCCCUUACCCCGGGACACCGCCCUUACCCCCGCCACACCGCCCUUACCCCGCGACACCGCCCUUACCCCGCGACACCGCCCUUACCCCGGGACACCGCCCUUACCCCGCGACACCGCCCUUACCCCCGCGACACCGCCCUUACCCCGGGACACCGCCCUUACCCCGCGACACCGCCCUUACCCCCGCGACACCACCCUUACCCCGGGACACCGCCCUUACCCCGCGACACCGCCCUUACCCCGCGACACCGCCCUUACCCCCGCGACACCGCCCUUACCCCGGGACACCGCCCUUACCCCCGCGACACCGCCCUUACCCCCGCGACACCACCCUUACCCCCGCGACACCGCCCUUACCCCGCGACACCGCCCUUACCCCGCGACACCGCCCUUACCCCCGCGACACCGCCCUUACCCCGCGACACCGCCCUUACCCCCGCGACACCGCCCUUACCCCGCGACACCGCCCUUACCCCCGCCACACCGCCCUUACCCCGCGACACCGCCCUUACCCCGCGACACCGCCCUUACCCCGCGACACCGCCCUCCCACGCAGUCCCUACCACAGCGCGUCCCAACCCGUGGCCACCACUUCAGUAA
Molecule: messenger RNA, 1956 nt
Organism: Perognathus longimembris pacificus (Pacific pocket mouse)
Lineage: Eukaryota; Metazoa; Chordata; Mammalia; Rodentia; Heteromyidae
Product: nascent polypeptide-associated complex subunit alpha, muscle-specific form-like
Exons: 3
Coding region: 1-1956 (651 amino acids)
Source: RefSeq, a predicted model, not a curated record